AUGCCGCCACCUCCGUCGCCCCACACCAUUCACACCCCACUCGGCCGCUCACACGUCCGGUCUGCCAGUGUUGCUCUUACAGACAGCACCGAGCCGCAGCCCAACCUCAACUCCAACCCCAACCCCAAUCCCCUGGGACUGAGAGCGGACAGGCCGACUGACCAACUGUCAGCCAACCUCAGGCCAGCGGGGUCAACCCGGAGCCAGCGGACAGGCGAACAGGUGAGAAGAGUGACAGACGAGCCGCCUGGGCAGUCCGAGGGCAGGGGGGCGGGAGAGGCGUGCUUCGUCUCGUCGACGUGUCUCGACAGUCUGACCCGGUCUCCGAGACCGGCCUCGCGCAGGCUCGAAUCAUCCAAUUGGCCCAAGCAAGAGCGAGUGGACACUCUGUUUUAUGACUAA
Protopolystoma xenopodis is the source of this 402-nucleotide messenger RNA. Lineage: Eukaryota; Metazoa; Platyhelminthes; Monogenea; Polystomatidea; Polystomatidae. The record is from the annotation of a GenBank genome assembly.